This is a messenger RNA of Owenia fusiformis, 714 nucleotides long. Lineage: Eukaryota; Metazoa; Annelida; Polychaeta; Sabellida; Oweniidae. The record is from the annotation of a GenBank genome assembly.
GUAAACAUGGCACCAAAAUCAGGGAACCUUGAUUCUUUUAUCAAUAGUGUUGAAUUGUCCAGACUUGCUUCAUAUACCAAAUGGCCGACUUGGGCCAAUGCACGACCAGGACAACUAGCUGAGGCUGGACUACAGUAUACAGGUAAAGAUGACAAAGUGAGAUGUUUCUUCUGUGGUGGGGAGUUAUGCAAUUGGGAGGUUGGUGAGGUACCCUGGCAGAAGCAUCUAAAAUUUUUCCCCGAGUGUGGAUACCUGAAAGAUGUGAAGGGAACUGACUGGGUCAAAGAAGAAAUACGCAAAAUAAAUGAUGAGGAGUGUAAGUUUCAGAAUGCAAAAGAAGUAGAUGUACCGCAAUGUAUAGGAACUCAUGGAGACACAUUAGUUGGAGCUGUUGGAGACUCACAAUGGGCACUUCAAAAUGACAACAAACAAGCCAUAGAGCUCCCUGCUUCACUUCGCACUGCCCUUGCAUUCUACGGACUGAAUGAUUUCACAAUUUAUGACACUCACACAAAACCAGAGUUUCAGUUCAUGCAUGUAGAACAUCUAGACAUCACACAACCUGCAUUAGAACUCCAACCUUCUGUCCAUGCACAAUCAAAUCUACCUCUUGACCAGGGACAUGGACGUGAUAUUAUAGAAGGUGGGCAUGACAACUCAAUUUCUAUAAGAGGCCAGAUGGUGACAGUCCCUGAAAUGAACAACAAUUUCUGA